AUCGGCUGUCCGGGGAGCCCCCGAGGUCGUCGCGGGCUCUCGCCGGAGUUUGUGCAGCUCCUGGGCUGAGGCAGAGCCUGUCGCCUUCGAGGAACAACGGGUUUCUUAAACAUGUGAAGCUUAUGCAGGAGAAGGCGGCUGAGGCUGGGGCUUGGCCCGUCUGGAUGGCCAAGAUGGGUUCUGAGGGAGGGAGAGGGCGGUUUAGGCGGGGACAAUGGUGGGUUUGAAGGAAAUUUGAAAUUAGAACGGCGUUUCGGUUGGCGGAUGGCGAGGAAAAUCGAAGAAGAAAAUGAGAUUUUGGAGCGGGAAACGGGCGAGGGUCGGAGUCUCGGGGGGCGGGGUGGAAGAAAGGAGAGGAUGAGGGAGAGAUUGGGAGGGAAGUUGAACCCAACUGAACUGGAGAUUGAGGAUGUAUCGCAUAUGCACGCCGGGCAUGCCGGAGUUCGUGGGAAUAGCAGCGGAGAGACCCACUUUAAUUUGAGGGUUGUGUCGAAGGAGUUUGAAGGGAAGAGCAUGGUGAAGAGGCACAGGCUUGUUUAUGAUUUGUUGAAAGAGGAGUUGGAAAGUGGAUUACAUGCUCUUUCGAUUGUUGCAAAGACCCCAUCAGAAGUUUGAAUCUUGUCAGAGGAGGAUUCGGUGUCUAUGAGGUUCUUUUUUCUUUUCUUUUUCUCUCUUUAUGUAGUCUCUUCAUUUAGUUUAGAUUACAUUAUCCUCACUUCUUUCUUGUAUGAGUCAUAUCGAUACCUUAAUGUUUAUAGACUGAAUAAUACUAUGAUGAAUUCAGAAUAAACCACUUGUUGAGGCCGUUUUGAUGAGACUAGUUGUUGUUCAUAUGAUCUCAUUGCAAGGCAUUAAUAUUUUGAA
This is a messenger RNA of Asparagus officinalis (garden asparagus), 864 nucleotides long. RefSeq names its product protein BOLA1, chloroplastic-like. The transcript has a single exon. The record is from RefSeq and is a predicted model, not a curated record. Bases 265 to 615 code for a protein of 116 amino acids. NCBI's taxonomy places the organism in Eukaryota, Viridiplantae, Streptophyta, Magnoliopsida, Asparagales, Asparagaceae.